Molecule: messenger RNA, 6608 nt
Organism: Aedes albopictus (Asian tiger mosquito)
Lineage: Eukaryota; Metazoa; Arthropoda; Insecta; Diptera; Culicidae
Gene: Galphao
Product: G protein alpha o subunit
Exons: 9
Coding region: 769-1833 (354 amino acids)
Biological process (GO): adenylate cyclase-modulating G protein-coupled receptor signaling pathway
Cellular component (GO): heterotrimeric G-protein complex
Molecular function (GO): G-protein beta/gamma-subunit complex binding; GTPase activity; GTP binding
Source: RefSeq, a predicted model, not a curated record
AGCUUUUUAGGGCGGCUCCAGUUUUGUUUUAGUUUUCUCUCGUGUCUUAUGGUGUUCGGAAAAUUCUGCAUGACCCAGGAAAAUUUCUAGAUUUUGUGCAAAAUCUGCAUUGAAAGGGGCAAAAUUGUGCACGGCUGUGUAGCAGAAGUUGUUGGGAAACGGCAGAGAGUGAAAUUCGGCAUGCAGAGUUGUGAAAAUCGGUGAAUUCGACGGUGAAAAGUUUGCGCGAAAUCGAUCUCUCAUCCCGGAUACGAGCAAGUGUUUGUGCAGAAAAAGAAAAGUGAGAAGGAAAAGUGUUCAAGGUGCAAAGGUGGCGAAAAUUUGUAACUGGAAAAGCUUGCCAGUUUGAUAUCUGUUGUUCAUCGUGAGCGCUAGUUCUGCUUGAGGAAAAAAGUGUGUUUGAUAGUGAAGAUGUUUCUCUAGCGCAUAGAGAUGGUGGUUCCGCUCAAAGAAUCUGUCGGAAUUGGUGUUCAAAUGUGUGACUGAUACGAAAGCUCAAUCUGUUGAAUAGUGUUGCUCGGUCAGAGCUAUAAAUCUAAAAGAAAGCAUCAUCCUUCGCACAAAAUAGAGCGGAGGAGGUAGUAAGAGGCCGCGCUGUUUGCCUAGAAUAAGCCGGUCGAGGAAGACGACGACGGUGCCCAUAACACCGCUAAACGACGGUCGCGUGAUCUCUGCCACUUUUUCGUUUGAUCUGUGAUUUCGGCCAAGCUGCUGCUGGCCGAACCAACCAAAUCGUCCACGACGUUUUGUACGGAGGCAAUCCGCAUAAUGGGGUGCGCACAGUCGGCUGAAGAACGUGCAGCGGCAGCACGAAGCCGCCUGAUCGAGCGAAACCUCAAGGAAGACGGCAUCCAGGCGGCGAAGGACAUCAAACUGCUGCUGCUUGGAGCUGGCGAAUCUGGAAAAAGCACAAUCGUAAAACAGAUGAAAAUCAUUCACGAAAGUGGCUUCACGUCAGAGGAUUUCAAACAGUAUCGACCAGUAGUAUAUAGCAACACAAUCCAAUCGUUAGUGGCAAUACUGCGAGCGAUGCCCAAUCUCAGUAUUGCGUUUGGAAAUAAUGAGCGAGAGUGUGAUGCGAAAAUGGUGUUCGACGUGGUGCAACGGAUGCACGAUACGGAACCUUUCUCGGAAGAUCUCCUAUUAGCGAUGAAAAGACUGUGGUCGGACUCCGGUGUGCAGGAAUGUUUUUGCCGAAGCAACGAGUACCAGCUUAACGAUUCUGCUAAAUAUUUCCUGGACGAUCUGGAUCGAUUGGGUGCGAAAGAUUAUCAGCCUACCGAGCAGGAUAUCCUUAGGACGCGAGUCAAAACCACCGGUAUCGUGGAAGUGCAUUUCUCCUUCAAAAACCUAAACUUCAAACUGUUCGACGUCGGAGGACAGCGAUCGGAAAGAAAGAAAUGGAUCCACUGCUUCGAAGACGUCACCGCCAUCAUCUUCUGCGUUGCCAUGUCGGAAUACGAUCAGGUGUUACACGAAGAUGAAACCACGAACCGUAUGCAAGAAUCGCUCAAGCUGUUUGAUUCGAUCUGCAACAACAAGUGGUUCACCGAUACCUCAAUCAUUCUGUUCUUGAACAAGAAGGAUCUGUUCGAGGAGAAAAUUCGGAAAAGUCCCCUAACGAUCUGCUUCCCCGAGUAUACCGGUGGCCAGGAAUACGGCGAAGCGGCGGCGUACAUCCAGGCGCAGUUUGAAGCGAAGAACAAAUCCACCUCGAAGGAAAUCUACUGUCACAUGACCUGUGCAACGGAUACCAACAACAUCCAGUUUGUGUUCGACGCCGUUACCGAUGUUAUCAUAGCCAAUAAUCUGAGGGGUUGCGGUCUGUACUAAAGGGGUCCGUCGGAACCGAGCUGGACCGCGGUUCUGGGGCAGAAAACCCUCUUGUUUUUGUUUCUUUGUUUUCUUUAUUAUUAUCGAUUGGGAGAAGGGCCUGAAGGAUGGGCAGUAUUUAUUACAAAUUUGACUAUAAAUAUUAUAAAGUAUAUAGAAAUCCCACAAACAAGAGGAAAAGUUUAUAUUAGGAAGGGAGCUAGGCAAGUCAGAUAGGGAACAUGGAAAAUUGUUUGAGUGGUCUCAUUACAUAGGACAAAGAACAAAGAAAUGAGCUUGAGUGUCUUGAGUUUGGUAGGACACAGUUUCGGUAGCAGAGUUGAGAUUACUACAGCACGAGAGGCGUCGUUGAUCGAGGAGAAGAGCAAAUAUGGUAUGAAUAUCAGUGUUCAUGAAAAAGUACAUAUUUUAUUACAUCUUUUCGAUUAAUUACAAUCAGAUAAGGAAACUCCACAUUCACGCGAGCACGCUCCCGAUCCAACCGUUGAAAAGCAGAGGUGUUACUUCACUAACUGCAGAUUGUAAAAUGGGAUGACUACCAACUUUUACCCCAAUUUAUUUGGAGCAGCGAGGGCUGAUGUAAUCACACUAAAAACCACAUAAACACAUGAUUCACUUGAGCGCUCAUUAUAAUUAAAGUUAUAAACCAUAAUUAACUUAUACCCAGAAGCAAAUCGUACUCAUACAAGAACCAAUUUUCUCGUACAAGUAUUCGCAUAAAUCAGAUCGACAUUUGUAUUUUGAUACGUCUUUAUCUCGGAAGAAUGCUUUAUUUAUUUUGUACAUUGUACCCAUACACACAUGACGAAUAAUUGAUCUAAAUACAUUUCUAUUUAUAUUUAUUUUAGUGUGUAACUUAAAAGCCAUGAACGUUUUUUUUGGUUUUAGCACAAAGUAUUCUAACGCUUUCGACGGUAGUCCUACUAGAAAAGAAAAAAAGCACAUGAAUAGCACAAAGCUGAUGAGCGGCGAACGGAAUUUGAUCAAAGCAAACCGCGGAGGCACAAACGCAAUCGAAUCGCGCGAAAAACGCAGUAAUGCCAUGCCAUAUUUUUUUACGUUUUUGUUGUUCUGCAAACGUUGCAAUAUGGGUCUUUACGAUAGUGUAAAUAGCUUUAUAAUUUUUAGAAUAAAUAGUCAUCACAAAUAUCCAAAGAUAGGCCAGCGACGGUAGAAAAAAUAGCACUUAAAUUCACACAAAUUAAUUUAUCACAAGAAUGACAUGGCCAUUUCGCUUCCGCUUUCAUACUUCUUAUAGGGAAUACUUUGAGUUUUUGGAGCAUCUACAAAAUCGCACAUGAUAACAUGGGUUAAACGUACAACAGCUCAUUCACACAUUCCUAGGAUGCUUUUUUAUUGAUUAAAAGUUAAAUUCGUUAACAGCUUAAAUGUCCUAACGUCAGCUGAAACGCAUCAUAUAAAUAUUGAUUUUCCUGGGCGACAACUUUUAUGAAAAAAAAAACCGAAGUUAGAUACAAAACAUUAUCAAAUGGCAAAGAAAGUAUUAUGUUUCACGCACAUUCCUCGAAUGCCCUGUGGCCAUAGGAAUUUCAAAAUAAUCCAUAAAAAACUUGUUCUGAAUGAAACAGAUGAUAACAGUACAUCUGAAAAAUCGCUGACAUGAUGCUUUUGACGCAUUUUUGACAUAAAUAUCAUGGCGUUAGAUCUUUCCUGUUUCAUCUAACAAAAUGAACUCUAUAGGGCGACACUUAAAGAAUUGUAGCUGGUGUUUCCUAAAUUCUACGUUAACACAAUAAGCCAUGAUUCGACAAAUUGGAAAGAUUUGUCAUGGUUACUCAGGAUCAGAAUUCGUUACACUUCCUCGCCAUUGGGGAAUGGAUAAUUAUCGCAUAAUUAAUAUCAUUCCUUCUCUGUUUUUUCAAUGAUAUGUACAUUUGUUGGGUAAAUUGACAACCGGUAGACUUUAUGACGUCGCUGGUACGGCAAGUUCCACAACAAUAUGCCCUACCCGCCUAACAUUCACUUCAACAGAUUGUUUCGGAUGUGUUACACGAACCAGCUUCAUCUAGAUGACAUGCUUAACAAAUCAAACCAAAAAAGGUAAUCCACCUUCAUUUUUACCUGCCUUCGACCAAGAAGGAUUUUUUAUCAAAAAAAUGACGAUGUGAUGUCCACCACAAUCUAGCAGUCUAAUAUGUAAACAUCAUACACGAUUUGAGAUCUACAGUAAAAUCAUGAAUGUGUACUUUCAGCCAAAAAGUUGAACUCUGACUUGGGACAAACUUAUGCGACAUUUCUGUACCACUUGCGUUACUUAGCAAAGCACAACAUGUCUCUAAACUUUUUGCUUCACCCUAGCACUCAUUAACCCAGGAUACAGUUUAGAAAAAUGAGAUCACGACUCAAGAUGACACAAUUUAGCAUAAAAAUGAAAGGAGAAGAAGAACCAUGACAUCAUUUGUGCCAAUUUUGUAGGGGAAAUGUAUGGAAUGAAAUAGAUUUUGUACGCUCUACUCAUGGCUCCCGUAGAAACAAGCCAACUAUAGCGCCCGAUUAGCUAGGGUUGCUAUGAUGAAAUCUGUUGAAAGAGGCCCAUUCAUCACCCGUAGUAGUUUCGGUUCGAAAUAGCUACAACCCUGACGAGCAUCGAUUGUUUAGAUCAAAAACUGAAACCCUAAUGAAAAGACCAAAACAAUAUAUAAGAAAACAAAACUAAUAACUUCGUACAAAUGAAAACAUGUGUUAGGAAUCAACCGUAAGAUGUAAUCUCUAUUUUUUCUAAACUGUUGCAUUGUGUUGUUAAAAUUGUACGUAACCUUAUCAGCUUUAAUUAUCGGUUUCAACUGAUUUUGACAAUCGCUCUAGUUGUUGUUGGUUCAAUUCCAGUACAACACCGUAUCCGUCUUUUUUACGUAUCAAAUUAGUUCCCUUCAACAGUCUAUGCAGCAUUUCGCGAAUUUAAAAGUAAUCAAGCCUUAACUGUGUAUUUUUUGACGAGUAGAAGAAGCUGAAUAAGAACGUGCUAUAUGCAGCCAAAAACACUCUUAUUCAGCUUCUGUACAACAAACAUGUUUGUUCAGUAACUAGAGCUAUUCGUCUUUCUUUUUUUCCUCAUUUUUGAGGAAUCAAACAAAAAUGAAAUACUUAUCAUCAGAAAGUACACUGAUUAGGCUUACCAACUCGGCUAAUUCUGCCAUAAGGCCCAAAUAAAGAGACACAUCAAGCGUCAGGCAAAUCAAAGGCCUUUCACAAAUUUCUCAAAUCCAUUGCCAAUAUCGGAAAUUGCAAAAAAAAAAACAAACGCUACCACGAAUCCAAAAUUGAACUCUAGUCAUCGCAGCUACCAAAUCUUUACUUGCGGCAAUCAAAAGAAAAUGACGCAACCAAAACAACUAGAUUUAGUUUGGUCCUUGGAGACACAGAUUCAUGUAAUUGAUAAACCAAAGUCAUGAAGCACAAAACCAAUGCUUUCGCGUUAAAGUUAUCAGUUAAGACUUACAUUGUAUUUUCGUCAAAAAAAAAACUACACUGUUCACUAAACCUUUGACCUACUAUCUGAAAACCCGAAGAUAGUAAUUUUGCGCAUUUAGCUAAAUAAAACAAAAUCCAUUCAAAGCAUAAUUUCCAAAUAAUGCUGCUAUUAUAAAACAAAAAUUGAAAACUAAUACAAGUUAGUAUAUAUUUGACGAAAUAUAUCCGCUUACAAAACAUUAUUAGUAUAUUUUUUGAAAACAACAAAAAAAAACCUUAGUAGUAGAAAACGAGAAAGUAAAGCGUAGUUCUAGUAGCAUAAGUAAGCAAGUCAUUACAAACAAAAUACAACACUAUAAAGCGAUUGAAAGGAAAACUCUAGAGUAAUACUGUAAAGUAAAUUACAGAGAAAGAACUUCAAACCUCCAACAACAACAAAACUUAUAUCAAACAACAUCAUCUCCAAAUCAAAGAGAUCAACAAUAAGACGAUUCAUAUGAGGCAAACUACCCGAGAUUUAUAAUCAGGCCCUAAAAGCUUACCCCAUUUUGGAUCCAAAAAUCCAAAAGCGGGUGGCAGAGCAUAAAUUCUAGAUAAGAAGAAGGUAAAGAAAGAGAACAACCAACGUUUAAUCGUGAAACCAAGUUGUCGAUGCACUAUUUAAAACAAAAAGAAAUGAGACAGAUAAAAGGUACGUUUAGUGAACAAAACAAAAUUUAACAACGUAGUCAAACUCGAAACCAAAUUUAAAAAAAGAAACACUUAGUUAUAAAAUCAAACCAAUAAAUGAACAAAAAUCAAUCGCACGAAGGCGGUUGAAAUCAGCAAGAAAAAAGCAACAGAACUAGACAUUCAUCAACAUUGCAUUAUUAUUAAACUAUAUAUCGCAGAUAACGUAAGACGGAAGCAGUAAAUCAUAUACAAAACCUUUGUUUCUUUUUUAAAAGGACAAAAACUGUUAACUAAGAAAACCAACAAAAAAAAACAGCAGGCAAACAAAAAAAGCGAUGAGCGAUCAUAAGCUAUUCAUAACUACAGAACAGUAAUCUAAUACUAAUCGGUAAGGGAAAUAGUUCUGAUAAGCAAAGAAAAUCCAGUGAAAAGAAAGUAAGUAAAUUAGAAUACAAAACCAGCUAUUUGAGGCAUCACUCUGUACGAAAUGAAAGCAAAGCAGAAAGAAAACACAAUAGUAAAACACAGCAGAAAAAAAAACAAAACUUUAAUGAGAAGAACAAACAGCAAAAGUAAAAUAUAUAUUUAACUUAAUGUGUAUGUAAUUUUAUGUGUGAUGUAAAAAAUCGGAACAAAUAAAUGCGUUAUAGCCACUAAAGUCAUUAAACUAA